Molecule: messenger RNA, 5643 nt
Organism: Mustela erminea (ermine)
Lineage: Eukaryota; Metazoa; Chordata; Mammalia; Carnivora; Mustelidae
Gene: SLC4A10
Product: solute carrier family 4 member 10
Biological process (GO): regulation of intracellular pH; monoatomic anion transport; bicarbonate transport
Cellular component (GO): plasma membrane; basolateral plasma membrane
Molecular function (GO): solute:inorganic anion antiporter activity; sodium:bicarbonate symporter activity; monoatomic anion transmembrane transporter activity
Source: RefSeq, a predicted model, not a curated record
GGGCGCGGGGUGCGGGGGCCGCGCUCCGCCCGCCGCCCUCGGGCCACAGGCCCCGCGAGCAAACGAGCUGCUGUCGUGUGCGGAAACGCAGCUCUCAGCAGCCGAGGAUAGAUUUCACAGGAACGUAGUGCCUUGUACCGAAAGACGCACUUUAGCUGCUAUUAGGAAGUACUUUAAAAAAUUGGGGAGGUCGUUUCCCUUGCAGCUCUGCCACCAUCUCCACCAUCUGCUGUGUGGACUGAGUCAGCGUGAGAGAAAUGAUGAAGAGGCAGUUGUGGAUAGAGGUGGAACUCGUUCUAUUCUCAAAACACACUUCGAGAAAGAAGAUUUAGAAGGUCAUCGGACACUAUUUAUUGGAGUUCACGUGCCCCUGGGAGGAAGAAAAAGCCAUCGACGUCACAGGCAUCGUGGUCAUAAACACAGAAAGAGAGACAGAGAAAGAGAUUCAGGAUUAGAGGAUGGGAGGGAGUCACCUUCCUUUGACACCCCAUCACAGAGAGUACAGUUUAUUCUUGGAACUGAGGAUGAUGAUGAAGAACACAUUCCUCAUGACCUUUUCACAGAACUGGAUGAGAUUUGCUGGCGUGAAGGUGAGGAUGCUGAAUGGCGAGAAACAGCCAGGUGGUUGAAGUUUGAAGAAGAUGUGGAGGAUGGAGGAGAAAGGUGGAGCAAACCCUAUGUGGCUACUCUUUCAUUGCACAGCUUGUUUGAGCUGAGAAGUUGUAUUCUGAAUGGAACUGUGUUAUUGGACAUGCAUGCCAACACUUUAGAAGAAAUUGCAGAUAUGGUCCUUGACCAACAAGUGAGCUCAGGUCAGCUCAAUGAGGAUGUACGCCACAGGGUUCAUGAGGCACUGAUGAAACAGCAUCAUCACCAGAAUCAGAAAAAACUCACCAAUAGGAUUCCCAUAGUUCGUUCCUUUGCUGAUAUUGGCAAGAAACAAUCAGAACCAAAUUCCAUGGAUAAAAAUGCAGGUCAGGUUGUUUCUCCUCAGUCUGCUCCAGCCUGUGUGGAAAAUAAAAACGAUGUGAGCAGAGAAAACAGCACUGUUGACUUUAGCAAGGGACUGGGAGGCCAACAAAAGGGGCAUACUAGUCCCUGUGGGAUGAAACAAAGGCAUGAAAAAGGACCUCCACACCAGCAAGAGAGAGAGGUUGAUCUUCAUUUUAUGAAAAAGAUUCCUCCAGGUGCUGAGGCUUCAAACAUCCUAGUAGGGGAGUUGGAGUUCUUGGAUCGAACUGUAGUUGCGUUUGUCAGGUUGUCUCCUGCUGUGUUGCUUCAAGGACUGGCUGAAGUCCCAAUUCCGACCAGAUUUUUGUUCAUUCUUCUGGGACCCCUGGGAAAGGGUCAACAGUACCAUGAGAUUGGCAGAUCAAUUGCAACCCUAAUGACAGAUGAGGUAUUUCAUGAUGUUGCUUACAAAGCUAGAGAUCGCAAUGACUUGGUAUCAGGAAUCGAUGAAUUUUUGGAUCAGGUUACUGUUCUCCCUCCUGGAGAAUGGGAUCCAAGCAUUCGUAUAGAGCCUCCCAAAAAUGUUCCUUCCCAGGAGAAGAGGAAGAUUCCUGCUGUACCGAAUGGAACAGCAGCUCAUGGGGAAGCAGAGCCCCACGGAGGACAUAGUGGACCCGAACUCCAGCGAACUGGAAGGAUUUUUGGGGGACUUAUUUUAGAUAUCAAAAGAAAAGCUCCAUACUUCUGGAGUGACUUCAGAGACGCAUUCAGCCUGCAGUGUUUAGCAUCUUUUCUGUUCCUCUACUGCGCCUGCAUGUCUCCCGUCAUCACGUUUGGAGGACUGUUGGGAGAAGCAACUGAAGGUCGUAUAAGUGCAAUCGAAUCUCUCUUUGGAGCAUCUAUGACUGGAAUAGCCUAUUCUCUCUUUGGUGGACAGCCUCUUACCAUAUUAGGCAGUACAGGACCAGUUUUGGUGUUUGAAAAGAUUUUGUUUAAAUUUUGCAAAGAAUAUGGGCUGUCAUACCUAUCUCUGAGAGCUAGUAUUGGCCUUUGGACAGCAACUCUGUGUAUCAUACUCGUGGCCACUGAUGCAAGUUCCCUCGUCUGCUAUAUCACCCGGUUUACCGAAGAAGCUUUUGCUUCUCUUAUUUGCAUCAUUUUCAUUUAUGAGGCCCUGGAGAAGUUGUUUGAACUCAGUGAAGCAUAUCCAAUCAACAUGCAUAAUGAUUUGGAACUGCUGACACAAUACUCGUGUAACUGUGUAGAACCACAUAAUCCUAGCAAUGAUACAUUGAAGGAAUGGAGGGAGUCCAAUAUUUCUGCCUCUGACAUAAUUUGGGAGAACCUAACUGUAUCGGAAUGCAAUUCAUUGCACGGAGAAUAUGUUGGACGAGCUUGUGGCCACGAUCACCCCUAUGUACCAGAUGUCCUGUUUUGGUCAGUGAUCCUGUUCUUCUCCAGUACUCUGUCAGCCACCCUGAAGCAGUUCAAGACUAGCCGCUAUUUUCCAACCAAGGUUCGAUCCAUAGUGAGUGACUUUGCUGUCUUUCUCACAAUUCUGUGUAUGGUUUUAAUUGACUAUGCCAUUGGGAUCCCGUCUCCAAAACUACAAGUACCAAGUGUUUUCAAGCCUACCAGAGAUGAUCGUGGCUGGUUUGUUACACCUUUAGGUCCAAAUCCAUGGUGGACAGUAAUAGCUGCCAUAAUCCCAGCUCUGCUUUGUACUAUUCUUAUUUUUAUGGACCAACAGAUUACAGCUGUCAUCAUCAACAGAAAAGAGCAUAAACUAAAGAAAGGUUGUGGGUACCAUCUGGAUCUAUUGAUGGUGGCUGUCAUGCUUGGGGUGUGCUCCAUCAUGGGCCUGCCGUGGUUUGUGGCUGCCACUGUCCUGUCCAUCACUCAUGUCAACAGCUUAAAACUGGAAUCAGAAUGUUCAGCUCCAGGAGAACAGCCCAAGUUUCUUGGCAUUCGGGAGCAAAGGGUUACUGGGCUUAUGAUUUUCAUUCUUAUGGGUUCAUCAGUCUUUAUGACCAGUAUUCUGAAGUUUAUUCCCAUGCCAGUGCUAUAUGGAGUGUUUCUUUAUAUGGGUGCUUCAUCUCUAAAGGGAAUUCAGUUCUUUGAUAGAAUAAAGCUCUUCUGGAUGCCUGCAAAACACCAGCCAGAUUUCAUAUAUCUAAGGCAUGUACCCCUUCGAAAAGUCCAUCUCUUCACAGUGAUUCAGAUGAGCUGCCUUGGCCUUUUGUGGAUAAUCAAAGUUUCAAGAGCCGCUAUUGUCUUUCCCAUGAUGGUGUUAGCUCUGGUAUUUGUAAGGAAACUGAUGGACUUUUUGUUUACGAAACGGGAACUCAGCUGGUUGGAUGAUUUAAUGCCUGAGAGUAAGAAAAAGAAACUAGAAGAUGCUGAAAAAGAAGAAGAACAAAGUAUGCUAGCUAUGGAAGAGGAGGGCACGGUGCAGCUCCCGUUGGAAGGGCACUAUAGAGAUGAUCCAUCUGUGAUCAAUAUUUCUGAUGAAAUGUCAAAGACUGCCUUGUGGAGGAACCUUCUGAUGACAGCUGAUAACUCGAAAGAUAAGGAGUCAAGCUUUCCUUCUAAAAGCAUUGAAAGCCGAAAAGAGAAGAAAGCUGACUCAGGGAAAGGUGUUGACAGGGAGACGUGUCUAUGACUUGAUCUUCAAUUUAUUUUUUACAUAUAUAUGAGAAGAGUGCCACAAUUAUUAAUAAAACUGCUUUGAUCAUGUAUUGUAAAUUCUGUCUCUCAUCCCAAAUCCACCUUCAUACUGUAAGUAGUGCAAUACUUGUUUCAUUUCUGUGUUUAAACUUCUGAACAGUGAGACACCCUCGUGAGCAUAUACACUAGUUAAUGCAAGAAUCUCUGUGUUCCUUGCUGUAUGUUAGACAUUUGUCAACACUGGAUUCUCAUGAUUAGUUUUAUGAGAGCAAUAGCUUUCUUAAAGAGAUGUCAUAUUUACCUAGUUUGUAUUUUCCUACUUUAGUGACCUGAAGCUACCUGAUAAUUUCAUUCAGAAGAAUUUUGAAAGGUAGACUUACUCCUUUUUAUUUUUUAUAGCUUAGCAUUAGUGACUUAUUUCAAAAGACCCAAAUCAAAAAGUUAGUUUGGAAACAUUUUUUAAUAAUUGUAUUUAUGCAUAUCCUUGAUUUACUAUGAUACAUUUAAUACUUAAGAGUUUAUAUGUAACUAAAACUUAAAGUCAUUUGAAAAAAAUAUAUAGAAACCUGUUCACAAUUUGUUGAAAAGAAUCAGAAACUAACGCAGAGUCAGGUAGUGUCUGCUUAACAAUUCAAGUUGUGAUUUAUACCAUCAAACACUAGGCUCGUAGGAAAUGCUUCAGGAAAACUUUGUAAGUUUUGUGAGAUUUUCAUUAUAAACCUUUAUCAGAAAUAUCCCGUUAAAUUUCUCUCCUGUUUAAAACAAAUGUUUCCCAAAUAAACUUAUUCUAUACACAGCUGUGGAAGGCCACAUGGUGAGUCCUUGUACAUGAAAUUUCACUUCUGUGUAGUUUUUCUGCUGCUCAAGGUCCAGUACUGCUUAAUGCUGCUUCUGAAUCAUGUUCUAACGUUAGGCUGACAGGUCUCCAACUAUAUUUUUCUCUUCUGCAAAGCUCUUUUCCACUUUUUAAUUGAAUGCAUGUUGUAGAAAAAUAGUCUUUUCAAUGAAUAUUUCAGAUUCUGUUCGAGAAGAUUCUGUAGAUAUUUCAGUCCAUAUGAAAACAUCCAUUUUUACUAAGCUUGCACAAGAGGAAGGAAAGUUAAGAAUUUUUGAGCAUUACUAAAAAUAUGGUAUUUCAUUUCAUUUUAGAUAAUGUGAAGUUAAUAAAGAUGGAAUCUUGUAGUGCUCUCAUUUCCUAAGUAUGACCGGUGAUCAUCAAUCUUAUGAUCUGCAGUGUCCAAUUUUACAAUGAUUCAGCGCCCCAUGGCUUCUCUAAACUAUUAAGUACAUAUUUUGUGUGUAAGUGCACAUGAAAAGUGAAAAAAAAAAAUUCUCUUGUGAUCAAGCUUAUGAGGGAAAUAAAAAACCCCAACAAAGCCUCCAUUAGACUCACAUUUUGAUAUUUCUGAAAACUCCCCUGACAAUCUUUUAAGGAGCCAUUUCUUUCAUGGAAUGUAAACCUAAAAACUAUAAGAAUAAUUUGCAGCUAAUAUAGUUUGUGUUUAUAAAUGCCAAGGAAAAAUACAGAAGCUUUCCAUUCCAAGUGUGUUGCCUUUGUGUGUUUUAUAAUACAGAUACCAUAUUGUAGACAACCCCAUUGUUGUAUGAUUUAGACUAGCUGUACAGCCAGUCAGUCCCCAAAGCAGCCUCCUAGUGUUUUAAUAUAUUAAUAACUGUUCUGUUACAAAUGAUCAUAGUGAAUUAAAACCUUCACAUGAUCACUUAUUUGAAUAAGCAAUCAUACCCAAUGAAAUUCUGUAUUUCUGAGUAUUUUUAUAGUCAUUUUGUUCUUGUGUGAAUUUUAAUGCUAUCUCUAUGUUAAUCCUAAUAUUUUGAAAUCAUAUAAAAUAUAAGAAAAAAUGUAGUGUUAUAUAUUUCCUCCUAAUUUCAGAUUCCUGGUCAAAAUUACUGAAUAUCUUGAAUGUAAUUUAUUGCAAAGUUCAAGUAAUGUGUAAAUGUGACUAGGAUAUUGUGUUUUUCACAACUAAGAAAUGUUAUGUGGAAAUAAAUAUUUAUCCUAAUUAA